Molecule: messenger RNA, 2664 nt
Organism: Oppiella nova
Lineage: Eukaryota; Metazoa; Arthropoda; Arachnida; Sarcoptiformes; Oppiidae
Source: the annotation of a GenBank genome assembly
AUGAAGUACAUUAUCAUGAACAUUUCACGUGUCGACCGGGACAUUGACGACCAUAUGUCUGUUCAGGCUAUCAUACAGUACUAUCAGGUGAGGGGACACUUAACAGCACAGUUGGAUCCGUUAGGUAUGAUAUCGGCGAACAUCCAGUCGCCCCUACACUCUGUUACCUCCAGUUCCCCUCACGCGGUGCUCGCGACUCACAACUUAGACGAGACGGAUAUGGACCGUGUGUUUAGGCUUUCGUUGAACACACGCAUCGGCGGCGCCGGCGUAUCGGCUCUGCCCUUACGGGAGAUACUGACGCGCUUGGAGGGCGCCUACUGUCGACACAUUGGGGUCGAGUAUAUGCAUAUCAAUCACUCCGAGCGCCGGCAAUGGAUUCGCGAGAGGUUUGAAACGCCCGACGCCGGGCACCUGUCGCUCGACGCCAAGCGGACACUAUUGGCCCGAAUGACUCGCGCCCACAGGUUUGAGGAGUUUGUCGGCGCGAUGUGGCCGACGGAGAAGCGAUUCGGUCUCGAGGGCUGCGAAGUGUUGAUACCGGCCGUGAAAGCCAUUAUCGACGCCUCGACGGGCGCCGGCGUCGAGUGUAUAGUCAUGGGAAUGGCUCACAGGGGACGGCUCAACGUGUUGGCCAACGUGUGCGGCGAACCACUCGACCGGAUCUUCGGCCGACUCCGUGGGGUAGAGCCGCCGGCCGACGACGAGGGGUCCGGCGAUUUGGUGUACCACUUGGGGACGACUCGCGAGCUAAUCACCCGGUGCUCUAAUAAGAGCGUACAGUUGACGCUCGUGGCCAACCCCUCGCACCUGGAGGCGUGUGACCCGGUCGUGGAGGGCGUGACCAGAGCCGAGCAGUUCAAUCGCGGGGACAGUAAGGGAGGGAAAGUGAUGGCACUCCUACUGCACGGCGACGCGGCCUUCGCCGCCCAGGGGGUCGUCUACGAGACCCUCCAGAUGAGCGCAUUGGCCGAGUAUUCAACGCACGGCACCAUUCAUGUGGUGGUCAACAAUCAGAUCGGUUUCACGACUGACCCGCGCGCCGGUCGAUCCUCGACGUACUGCACGGACGUCGCGCGCGCCCUAAACGCGCCGGUGUUUCACGUGAACGCCGACGACCCGGAGGCCGUGCACUACGUGUGCGGUGUGGCCGCCGAAUGGAGGCACCGGUUCGCCGGCGACUGUGUCGUCGAUUUGGUCGGCUAUCGACGCAACGGUCACGACGAGAGGGACGACCCGACCCUCACUCAGCCCGUGAUGUACGCCAAGAUCGGGCGGCAGGUGUCGUGUUGGGAGCGAUACCGGCGCCGACUCGUCGCCGAAAACACGGUGUCCGAGGCUUACGCGCGGGAACUCCACGAUAGGUACGACACGAUUCUGACGGAUGCCUACGAAAGGGCUGAGAGGGCGGCGGCGAUGGUGUCUAACAACGACUGGUCGGACAGGCCGUCGAGUGGCUUCUUCGGCACCGGUAGAUGUGAACUGACGCCCGACCAGCCGACCGGUGUGGCCGAGGAUGUGCUCACACACAUCGGCACUCUGUUCGGUAGUCCACCGCCCGGUGACUUCGCGAUACACCCGGCGAUCGCGCGAAUACUGGCCUCGAGACUAGAAAUGAUCGAAAACCGAUCGGUCGACUGGACGGUGGCGGAGGCCAUGGCGUUCGGGUCGCUACUCAAGGAGGGCGUUCACGUGAGACUCAGCGGACAGGACGUCGAGAGGGGAGCGUCGGGUCACCGGCACCACGUCCUCCACCAUCAGACGAUCGACGAGACAACGUACCGACCGUUAUGUCACUUAUACCCGGAUCAGGCGCCGUAUACCGUGUGCAACAGCCCACUGUCGGAGUACGGGGUACUCGGCUUCGAGUACGGCUUCUCUAUGGCUACCCCUAACGCACUGGUCGUAUGGGAGGCCCAGUCGGGCGACUUCCUCAACGUCGGCCAAUGUAUUGUCGAUCAGUACGUGAGCAGCGGUGAGGCGAAGUGGGGCCUACGGCCGGGCCUCGUGUUACUACUCCCGCACGGCAUGGAGGGCAUGGGUCCCGACCACUCCAGCGCCCGACCCGAACGCCUCCUACAGCUGUCGAACUCCGAUUCGGAUGUAUUUCCCGCGACGAUCGACGAGCGUCGACAGUUGCGCGACAUUAAUAUGAUCGUGGUCAAUUGCACAACACCCGCCAACUAUUUCCACAUGUUAAGGCGCCAAAUAGGCCUUCCCUUCAGGAAGCCGCUGGUCGUAUUGGCGCCAAAGUCGCUGUACCGACACCCGGACGCCACGUCCCGUUUCGACGACAUGACUCCCGGGGCCCGUUUCGCGCCCGUGAUUCCCGAGUCGGGUCCCGCCGGGCAGAGCGCCCAACACGUCAAGCGACUGGUGUUCUGUACGGGAAAGACAUUUUACGAUCUGGUGAGCGCGAGGUCGGCCAAACACCUGGACCGGGACGUGGCGAUCGUUCGCGUCGAGCAGUUGUCUCCCUUUCCAUUCGCGGCGAUUCGCGAUGAACUCCGUAAGUACCCGAACGCCGACCUGCUGUGGUCUCAGGAGGAGCACAAGAAUCAGGGCUUCUGGGCGUACGUUCGGCCCCACAUCGAGUGCGUGCUCCGGCACCUACACCUCUCGCAUAAAAUGCUUGGCUACGCGGGACGGGCUAUUAAAAAAUAA